AUGCCACCUUCUAGUAACGUCGACCAAAGCAACACCUGGUUGGCCCAGCCAUCAGGACCUUGUUGUCUAGAGGGAACCCUUCACGAAGGCACUUCACGUGGGCGUUUUAUAACGGUUGCCGGUGUAGAAACUUACAUCGUGAAGCCUAAGAAGAGCAACACAAAUGGCCAUAUCUUACUUUACUUCCCUGACGUAUGGGGAAUGUUUCCGAAUGGUCUCCUGGUGAUGGAUGCUUUUGCGGACUCUGGCUAUCUUGUACUAGGGCUUGACUACUUCAGAGGUGAUCCGGUUUGGAAACAUCGUCGCGAUCGUCAUGAUAGCUCAAAUCCAGACUUCGACUACGAGGCCUGGAAGCGAAAGCAUAUGUCUUUUGCGGAUGAAGCAGUCCCACGGUGGAUCGAUGAAGUGAAGAGCUCGUAUGGCCAGACAUCGACGAAGUAUGCCUGCGUUGGAUAUUGUUUUGGUGCCCCAUAUGUCUGCGACGAGCUGGCCAAGAACACCGUCAGCGCUGGUGCAUUUGCACAUCCGGCCUUUUUGAAAGAUUCUCAUUUCUCAAAGAUCACCAAGCCACUAUUUCUGUCUUGUUCUGUAGAAGAUCACACGUUUCCUCUAGAAGCCAGACAGGCCGCUUUAGAUAUUCUGGAGGAGGGUCAAAAGACCUAUCAAUUCCAGAUGUUCUCUGGUGUAUCGCACGGAUUCGCUCUACGAGGCAAUAUGAAAAACCCCUAUGAACGUAAGGAAUCAUUCUUUGCUAUACAUUCACCGUGGAUCUUGAAAAUUAACAUUCCCCAGGCUACGUAA
Molecule: messenger RNA, 801 nt
Organism: Penicillium waksmanii
Lineage: Eukaryota; Fungi; Ascomycota; Eurotiomycetes; Eurotiales; Aspergillaceae
Product: Dienelactone hydrolase
Exons: 4
Coding region: 1-801 (266 amino acids)
Molecular function (GO): hydrolase activity
Source: RefSeq, a predicted model, not a curated record